AUGAAGUUAGCCGGAAGAUGUCAUGUUGUGACAAAGUCUGCGAUUCAGAAUACGAUCGGAGAACGGCUAACUUUACUGAAAAAGAAAAAUGCAGCUAAGAUUGUAAAGGACCCAUCGGAAAACCUGGAAUCUAUGUUGAGUUCUCUCCAUAUUCGGUAUGUUUUUUAUAUUUUUAUCAGUUUUUUAGAUCAGAUAAAAAAUAUGAAUCUUACGAGAAGGCGAGGUGCCAGUUACAGAAAUACGAUGAUAUUGAGAAAGAAAGGAUCGUAACAGGCGAUGAAGUUUUGUUUCCGUUCAAGACAGAUUUGGUUAAAAUUAAAAUGACCGAUGGCGGAACCGGUUGCGUGUAUCAUGAUGUACCUGCCCACGACCGGGGGUUUUAUUGCAAACGUGGACUGUUUUGUGAUGAAUAUGUCGUUGGAUCCGCAGCGGACAUUCCAGAUGAGGAAAUGAAUGAGUGAGUGUCUAUGAAGUUAGUUCACUUUAUUUUAGAGCCCCGUAUUACUUCUACAAUGUUCAAGAUUCCGUUGAAAACAUGAUUUUAGAAGCCCCAUCGCAACUCCCAUUGCCCAAGGUAACUGUGGAUGGAUUUGUCAAUUUUUUUAGAAGUACCCAAAACGAAAUGAACUUGAUGAAGACGCGGAGAUGGAUUCCGAGAUGAGUGCCAUGUAUGGGAAUGUGGAUCUGGAUUACAAACCGGAGAUUGAAAUGAAUUGUGUUGGAUGUGGAGCCAAGUUUCAUUGUCAUGACGUCUCUCUUCCCGGGUUCUUACCAGUGGAAUUACUGCAUAAAUUGGUUCAACGUAAAAUUAAAAUCCCCAAAUUAGAAAUCACAGAGAGGUGUCGAAGAUGUUACAUGCUUAAGAAUUACGACUUUCUGGUGAGUUUUUCUUAUAUUACAUUAACUGUUUUUGUGCUUUAGUUGAACGUGAAUGUAAGCCCGGUGGAUUAUAGGGCAGUGAUGGGCCAUCUCAAAUUGCGACAAGAUGUUUUAAUACUCCUUAUCGUCGAUAUGACUGAUAUUCGAGGAUCGAUUCUCUCUCAACUCCCCCAGCUGAUUGGCCAUGGGAAGAAUGUUAUGGUAGCUGGUAAGUGGCGGGAAUAUUUUUAGUUUUCUUGGUGUUUAGGAAAUAAAAUGGACCUUUUGCCUCCUGAUGCUCGCGCUGGGUAUCUAAAAAACUUCCGAGAUGUUUUGAAUUACGAAAUUGAGAGAGCUGGGUUGAGGGAACACUUUAGUAUAUCCAAGACGGCGCUAGUAAGUGCCAAGACUGGAUAUGGGGUCGAGGAUUUGAUUACGGUAGGUCAGGUGUCACCCGAAUAAAUAUUUUCAGUCCAUUUUCCUAGAAUGGGUCAACGUAAAAGGGAAUCUCAGAAGCGAUAUUUACAUGGUAGGCGCCACCAAUGUUGGGAAAUCGUAUGUUUUGGCGAUUGGAUAUGACAAAUAAAACGUAUUGGUUCCAGAACUUUAUUCAAUAGUUUCAUUCAAUCGGAUUUAUGUAAGAUCCGUGCUCAGGAUCUUGUUGAGAGAGUUACAACAUCGAUUUGGCCAGGAACAACUCUUUCUUUACUCAAGUUCCCAUUAAUGAAUCCAUCAACCAGGAAACUGGAGCUAAGAAGGAGACGAUUACUGUCUCAGAUGAACUGGAAGAACAAGGAAUCAAAGUUUCAACGACAACUCUACUUGGAAACCAGGAAUCCUAGGUAUCUGAGCUUGUCUGGGAUCAUCGAAUCCACUUUUAAGGUAUAGUAACUGUCAUGGUAAUGGUUAUGUGUUGCUGUAGGAAGAAGAAGAAAAGGCCCAGGCACCCUCAGAUGAAGAUCUCCAGAAGAGAUUAGAGAAUAAUUUUGAAGAUAUGGACGCAGAAAAAAGGAAACCGAAGAUUCUGUUGAACGGAGAGUUAUUUAAAAAUGGAUUCUGGUGUUAUGAUACCCCCGGGACUGUCAAUCCGGAUCAAAUAUUGGAUCUCCUGACCUUGGAAGAGCUUGUAAAUGUGAUCCCAAAGGAACUGAUCGUUCCUAGAAGUGUUGUUUUACAGAAAGGAUGGUCUCUUUUGGUAGGAGGCCUUGGUCGAAUCGAUGUUUUGGAAGUUGAAAAUAAUCAAGAGGCCGUAAAUAGACCUGUUUAUGUGAGGAAUGACGCCAUUAGCUGACUCUGAUCCGCAUAAUUUUAGAUGACCGUUUACGCCAGUCACUCGGUCAAAUUGGAAGCACUGAAGACUGAGGAAAUCAACGAGUUUUUGGACAAGAAUAUUGGAAAAAUGGGAGUACCUAUUGGCGGAAAGAACAGAUUGGAAAUGUUGCCUGAGGUAAUUUAUAAGAAAUUUUCUUUACAGUAAUUUUAGAUGAAGUCAAAGGAUUUCUUGGUGAAAACGGUUGACAAACGACAUCUCCGAGCAUCAGAAGACGUCCUUUUAUCUAGUCUGGGAUGGGUGUCAAUAUCAUCCAUCUAUUCUGUCAAGGUCCGAGCAUUCACUCCAGGUGGGCGAGGAUUAGGUACCCGGCCUUCUCUUCUGAAAUUCGCCGUGGACAUGAGAGGCUCCAGAAUCCCUGGAACCCGAUUCUUUACUCCCAAGAUUACACCUCCAUAA
Bursaphelenchus xylophilus (pine wood nematode) is the source of this 2587-nucleotide messenger RNA. NCBI's taxonomy places the organism in Eukaryota, Metazoa, Nematoda, Chromadorea, Rhabditida, Aphelenchoididae. The record is from the annotation of a GenBank genome assembly.